UCUCGCAGCGACCGUGUUUAUAACGAUAACACUGAAAAAUUUUCCCUCAGUGAAAUUGUUGGUGGCUUCUGGGAAGAUCUCGUUUCAACAAUUUCUGCAGCAUGAGAUAUCUUGUUAUCGUCGCAGUGUUCGGAAUUUUUAUUGUCAGUCUCACAGAAGGAUGCCAAGGAGGAUCCCGCAGAAAAAGAUCUGUUCCAACUGCCCCAGAAGUUGAUACAAAACUGGCAGCAUUUUUUGAUGAUUGCUUGCGGAGACCAGCUUCUGGUAUAUUUGAAUCACUGAGAAGUGUGGUCGACAGUGUCAUCAGAGACAGCGUUUGGUACAAAGAAGUUGAAGAUGAUGUUUGCUCUGGAAAUCGCGAUGUGGCGGAAUGUUGGAUUUAUACUCUUCCAUUUUUGAUGGAUACUGCCUCAACUCUAUAUCAACCAACAGCACAAUGUAUUUGUGACUGGGCUGGAACAUGUUGGGAACCACCGAAGCAUCCGCAGAAACGAUCAACACUAUACAGUUACAAAGAUACAAGAGAUACCCCACCACCAAGAAAACCAAAGCAAAAACCACUUUCGACUUCUCUUAAACAAUUUUCGCAGUGUGUGGACAAAAACGCGAAACCUUUCGUCAGGCAGUACCCGUCGUUAAGAAGAAUCAGUGGAAAAUCGAUUAGCAUAUUUUUGAGGGAUCAUUUUACAUUUUGUCGGUCAAUUCCCGAUUUUCCUUAUGAUCAACGAAAUCUUUUUGUACUGCUUUACAUUGACCGCGUAUGUCCAAAAAGCGGUCCAAAAUCCAGAUGGAGGUCUGACACAAUAGGGUUGUACAAGGAAUACUCAAGGCGAGACGGACCGCUGGUACGGAUUGUUCAACAAUGUCACAAACCAGCUGAUCCAUGUAAACCAAACCCGUGCAAAAAUCGAGGAAAAUGCAAAAAUGUUGGAUAUGAUUCAUACAAGUGCGACUGUUACUAUGGAUAUACCGGCAAGCAUUGUGAAUCAGAUCCCUAUUCUUACCGGGCUGGAGGAUAUAUCGAUGAUAAAGACUGCAUUGAUGAGGCCUCGUAUUGUCCCCUCUUCAAUACUUGCAAUCAAGGCAUCGAAAAAAUGUGUAGAAUGACUUGCGGACUGUGUUAGAGCACAUCUCACUGACGACACUGAAUCGUGUUUUAUUGAACACAAAGUGUACAUACAUUUGGAUCGCUUUGCUAAAAUGUUAUUUGAGCUGUUGUCGUUGUAAAAAUCCCUAUUUUCCGCAAAUAAUAGACCGAUGAGACCCAUUAUUUCAUACGGCAUCUCCCUUUUUGAUUUUAAUCCAUGAGAAUAGUUUUAUGUUAUUUGAUCAGAUUAAGGCAUUUUAGCAUUGCUAUUUCGUACUUUUUAUCAGAUGACCGUGGCCACAAACGAUAGUUUUCAGAAAUUGGUAUGUUCACAUUCGAAUAUCCAAUGAUGAUUCUUUUUAUGUUAAUGACAGAUUUUUUCAAAAUGGGUCUGUUUUGCUCUGUAAUUUAUUGUAGCGUACUAAAAUAGUAUUUUAUCUGUAAUAAUUAGUUAUUGCUAUUAAUUAUGACCGUUCCAACGUAGGCUUCGGCAUCUUUUGCAUUUUUAUCGGUGCGCCCGAAGUACUCGUACCAAGAUCGCGCACAACCUGAACAAUAGUAUGUGUAUCAGGUUAAGGUUGUGCGUCAUCUUAAUACUAUACUUCCGGAGCGCCAUUUUAUCUAUAUGGCAUGCUGAGUAUUAUGCUCAAUAAACUUCAGUGUCUGCUCUCGCAUGGAA
Molecule: messenger RNA, 1766 nt
Organism: Styela clava
Lineage: Eukaryota; Metazoa; Chordata; Ascidiacea; Stolidobranchia; Styelidae
Source: RefSeq, a predicted model, not a curated record